Molecule: messenger RNA, 2196 nt
Organism: Tetrahymena thermophila SB210
Lineage: Eukaryota; Ciliophora; Oligohymenophorea; Hymenostomatida; Tetrahymenidae
Exons: 3
Source: RefSeq, a predicted model, not a curated record
CUGAAAUUUAUUGAUACAUUUUAAUUAAGUAAUUAUUAAAUAAGUUUUUAAGAUAUGCUUAAAUAAGGCAGUAUUAAAGGUUCUUAAGUCAGCUAAACAAGACCAUAAACAAGCAAACCGUUUACAAAAGUAGGUUAAGAACAAUCUGUAAAUCCUUCACCAAGGAAGGAUGAUUUGAGAGAUUCAAAUUUGAGGAAAUCAAAAGAGGAUUUUCCACUUAGAGAUUCAAAUUAAUAUUAAGAUUAAUAACCUCGUAAGUAAUCUCCUCCUCUUUUUAAAUACAAAGCGAAAUUUGUUGCAAAAAAGUUCAAUCCUUUCGAGUAGCUAGAAUAAGAAAAGAAAGCUGAAAAUUAGUAGCUUGAGGAAUAAACAGAGGAAUAAAAAAAUCUAGAAAAGAACUCAACUCAUACGGUGAACUCAUUAAAUAGCUCGCAUAAAUUUAAGAAAUUGAGUAAUUAAGAAUUAAAUUUGAUUAGUCCUAUAGCACCUUCUCUAGGUUCAGAUAAAAAUGUAUUUUUUUAGGAAAAACAAAUUACGCAGUUGAUUUAAGUUGAUGAAAACAAUAUUGUUAUAAACGAAAAUCAAUCUAAAUAAGAGACUGAAGAAAUCAAUGAUGAUAAUUAGGAUAAAUUAAAUGAAGUUCAAAAAGUUUAGUAAGAAUUUAAGAAGGUAAGGCCUCAUACUGCUGCAAUAAUGAAGGCUUAGCCUAUUAAAAAUAUAUUUGAUGCUGCUAAGGUGUAUGAAAGGUAUUUAAAAAAUGAGAUUGGUCCACAAACUGAUGAAUAAGGAUAAAUAAAAUAAUACACAAUUUUGGGAAAACCAGAAUGGUUUAUAAAAUAACAAAAAGAAUUUAACAAAAAAAUUAAAGCUCCAACAAUUACUAUUAUGGAUAAUUCUUUAAAUGGAUAAGUGGAUAAUAAAUUAAUUGAUACCAAAUCUAUGUGCUCAAACGACAAGCUUGAUAAAAAUGAUACUUCAGUAUUUUAGUCCAGACAAAUUAGUUAAGCUAAUUUAGGAGUAGGAGGAAGUAAUGUUCCCAAGGUGAUAUCUAUGAAUAAUUUAACUUAGACUCAAUUUACAAAGGCUUCUAAGAGAGCUAAUAAAGAAGAGGAUGUAUAAGUUCAAGAGCUUGAUGAAGAAGAGUUGCAGAUAUGCAUUGACAAGGUUAUUUAGAGAGUGCAGUCUAAUAAAGAAUUUGCAAAAAGAGAAAAUGAGAAAUAAAUAUCGAAAUUUAAAAAAGGUGACUAACUUUACUUGACAAAAGAAGCCAGAAUUUUACAGCAAUUUGAAGAUGUGCAAAAAUAAUAAUAAAAAAUAAUUGAAUUAAGGUGUAAAUAAGUAGGAAAAAAAUUUGAAGAUUCGCUUUGGUUAAAAGAUGGUGAAGUUAGAAGCAAAAAUGAAAUCAAAUAAGUUCUUGAAAUGGUUAAAACUGAUUUGGAAAAGUUUGGAGGAUAAAAUUAUUGGUAAAAGAGACUACGUAAGGAUAAAGAAGAUAGAGUUAUAGCAGUAGAAGCAAUUUAAAAGCUUGUAAAAGAGGAUAACCCUCUCAAUUUUAAGCCUAAAAAUUAGUUUGAUCAAGAAAUGAAAGUCUAAAUAGUUGAGUAAGUUCGUAAGCCCUUUAGUUCAAAACUUAGAACAGAAAAAUAAAACGAGCUACCUUUUCAUAGUUUCAAGAGCCAUGAUUAUCUUUAAAGCAAAAUUUAAGAUAGGAAAUAUUUUAUAAAUGAAAUUGCUCGAAUUGAUAACAAAGAUAUUGAAAAUAUAGAAAUUGUAGGCAAGAAUGUCCUCAGAUAGGAGAUUCAAACACUAAAAAAUAAUGCAUCUGAAAAGAAUUUUAUAAUGAAAGUAAAGACAUAAAAGAAAGAAUAGACUUAAAUUUAAACUCCAGUUGAGGAAGUACAAGCAAAAUAGGCUGAUAAAAAACACUUAUCCCCAAGAAACAGAGCAAUAUUUGACAAAAAAAUACCUCACACUUCAAACGGCACUCGUUUAUAAUCACCAAAACAACCAACAUCUGUUAAUUUACGUUCGGUAGUUAAAAUAUUAACCCUUCCAGAAAAACCAGCCCUAGUACUAUUUUUAGAACAAUAAUAAAAUCUUCAAAAUUAAGAAGAAGAAAUAAUAGAGGAAAAGUAUAUUCCUUAUGAAAUGAGAAGAGGAGGAUAUGUUCAGCAAUAGAUUAAAUUGCAUUAUUGA